Messenger RNA from Phyllopteryx taeniolatus (common seadragon), 4349 nucleotides. RefSeq names its product Janus kinase 2a (gene jak2a). Gene Ontology annotation, biological process: peptidyl-tyrosine phosphorylation; cell differentiation; cell surface receptor signaling pathway via JAK-STAT. The coding region runs from base 247 to 3624 and encodes 1125 amino acids. The transcript has 24 exons. The record is from RefSeq and is a predicted model, not a curated record. NCBI's taxonomy places the organism in Eukaryota, Metazoa, Chordata, Actinopteri, Syngnathiformes, Syngnathidae. Gene Ontology annotation, molecular function: non-membrane spanning protein tyrosine kinase activity; ATP binding; cytokine receptor binding. Gene Ontology annotation, cellular component: cytoskeleton; cytosol; membrane.
AGGGGCGUUCCCGUGUUUCACUCGGAGCGAGAGGGUCCUGGGUCACUUAUUGGCUCGCUUGACAGUUGACAGUUGGCCCGGACGAGAGCGCUGAAGGUGAACAUUGAAAUAUGCGGCGCGACUGUUUGGUGGUCGUGUGACAAUAUUAGCAUAUUAGCAUCAUCGACUUAACAGCGUUGCUCCGGUCCACCGAGCUGUUGUGUGGACAACUCGACAACAACAGACGGUGGAUGUUGGUGGUGGUACAUGGCCUGUAUUCUGCUGAAAAACAUGAACCCAUCCACGACCAGAACCAAAGCACCUCAUAAUAGCCUCCCCCCUGACCACAAGGCACCGUCUGGACCUGAUCCAAAGCAGAAUAGCACAUGCCUAAGUGUCCACCUUUACUACGUGGGUCAGGGUGGUGGAGGAGAGGAGUGCGUACUCACAUACCCGCCUGGCGAGUACGUAGCAGAGGAGCUUUGCAUCCUCGCAGCCAAAACUUGUGGUAUUACACCAUUGUAUUUCAACUUGUUCAGUCUCAUGAGGGAAAGUGACCAGAUGUGGUUCCCAGCCAAUCAUGUCUUUAAACUGCACCAAGAGGCCAGUGAGAACCUACACUUCAGAAUCAGGUACUACUUUCCUGGCUGGUACAACAGUAGUAGUUCCUCAUAUGCUCACCGCUGUGGGAUUUCCAAGGCCAUGGAGAGCCCUGUGAUGGAUGAGUGUGUUAUGGCAUAUCAAUUUUUCCAGUGGCGUCGUGACUUUCUUAAUGGUAGGGUUGUCAUUCCAAUGAGUCACGAAGCCCAGGAGGAGUGUCUGGGCAUGGCAGUACUAGACAUGAUGCGUUUGGCUAAAGAGAGUGGUCAGUCACCUGUGGCCAUCUACAAUGAUACCAGCUACAAAUCUUUGCUGCCAAGCUGCAUACGAAGUCGCAUACAGGAAUACAACAUCUUGACUCGGAAGCGCAUCCGCUUCCGGUUCAAGAGGUUCAUCCAGCAGUUCAGCGAGUGCAAAGUCACGGUGUGUAAACUUCGCCUCAAGUAUCUGAUGAGCCUGGAGGUACUACUUCCAUCGCUCUACUCGGAGCGCUUCCACGUCAAGGACCUGUCUGCACAUGAUGUUACCAUCGUCGUCAUGGGCAACAAGGGCAUCCAGUGGUUAAAAGGGAAAAUGGAAGGAGCAGAGGAGGAGCUGCAGACAUACUGUGAUUUCCCAGAGGUGAUAGACAUCAGCAUUAAGCAGUCCAGUAAGGAAGGCUCAGUGGAGAGUCGCAUAGUUACUCUCACAACACAAGAUCACCAGAUCCUGGAGCUGGAGUUUCACUCUCUCUCGGAGGCUUUGUCGUUUGUAUCAUUAGUGGACGGAUAUUACAGACUUGUUGCAGAUGCUCAUCAUUAUCUUUGCAAAGAGGUGGCCCCUCCAAGGCUUCUGGAGGGCAUUCAGAGCCACUGUCAUGGCCCUGUGUCGAUGGAGUUUACCAUCGCUAAGCUGCGUCGCGCCGGCAACCGCCAAGGGUUGUACAUGCUGCGCCGUAGCCCCAGAGCCUAUGACAAGUUCUUUAUGUCCUUUGUUGUGGGGUAUGAUGCUAUGAUGGACUACAAGCACUGUAAGAUUGUGAGGAGCGAGUCAGGAGAGUACAUUCUGAGCGGUGCCACGAGAAGCUUCGACACGCUUGGGGAACUUCUCAGCUGCUACCAAAAGGAAGCGCUUCGCACAGACGGAUACACAUUUCAGCUGACCAAGUGCUGUCCGCCCACCCCCAAAUACAAAUCCAAUCUGCUGGUAUGUCGUAAUAACCAAGUGCCAGAGGUUCUUCUGUCUCCGUCGCUACAAAAAAGCAUCAGCCAGAUGGUUUUCCACAAGAUCAGAAAAGAGGAUCUCGUCAUCAGUGAAAGUCUUGGCCAAGGUACGUUCACCAAGCUCUUCUCCGGCGUGAGGAAGGAGCUCGGAGACUACGGAGAGAUUCAUCAGAUCGACGUGGUUAUCAAAAUCUUGGACAAAGCUCAUCGCAGUUACUCAGAGUCAUUCUUUGAAGCAGCCAGCAUGAUGAGCCAGCUCUCCCACAAGCACUUGCUCCUCAACUAUGGUGUAUGUGUUUGUGGAGAUGAGAACAUUAUGGUUCAGGAAUACGGUAAAUUUGGCUCUCUGGACACUUAUUUGAAAAAGAAUAAAAGUAGCGUCAACAUCACAUGGAAGCUGGAGGUAGCCAAGCAGCUGGCCUGGGCCAUGCACUACCUGGAGGAUAAGAAUGUUGUCCACGGGAAUGUUUGUGCCAAGAAUGUUCUGGUGAUCCGAAAGGAGGACCAGAAGACAGGCAGUCUGCCUUUCAUCAAGCUCAGCGACCCUGGCAUCGGCACCACUGUACUGCCCAAAGAAGUUCUGGUGGAGCGUAUCCCGUGGGUGCCCCCAGAAUGCAUCGAAAACUCACAAAAUCUGAGUUUGGCCACAGAUAAGUGGGGCUUUGGCACCACCCUCUGGGAGAUCUGCAGUGGUGGCGAUAAACCACUCUGCUCCCUUGACUGCUGCAAGAAGAUGAUGUUCUACGAAGACAGACACCAGCUGCCAGCUCCCAAAUGGACCGAGCUGGCCAAUCUGAUUAACAGCUGUAUGGACUACGAGUCGUCACACCGACCCUCUUUUAGGGCAGUCAUUAGAGACCUAAACAGUCUCUUUACCCCAGACUACGAGCUUUUGGUGGAGAGCGACAUGGUGCCUGCAAGGAUGCGAGGCUUUGGCUUCCCGUGGGCUUCCGAGAGCCAGGAGCCUGCUCAGUUUGAGGAGCGACACCUCAUCUUCCUCAAACAGCUGGGCAAAGGGAAUUUUGGCAGCGUGGAGAUGUGCCGGUACGAUCCCCUGCAGGACAGCACAGGGGAGGUGGUGGCCGUUAAGAAACUCCAGCACAGCACGGCGGAGCACAUCCGGGACUUUGAGCGCGAGAUUGAGAUCCUCAAGUCUCUCCAUCACGAGAACAUUGUCAAAUAUAAAGGAGUGUGCUAUAGUGCAGGACGGAGAAACCUACGCCUGAUUAUGGAGUAUCUUCCCUACGGCAGUUUGAGGGAUUAUCUUCUCAAAAACAAAGUCCACUUUGAUUCCAAGAAGCUGCUUCUCUAUGCACUACAGAUUUGCAAGGGUAUGGACUACCUGGCCACAACGCGUUACAUCCACAGAGACCUGGCUACUAGAAAUAUUCUGGUAGAGAGCGACAUGAGGGUGAAGAUUGGUGACUUCGGUCUGACCAAGGUGCUGCCCCAGGACAAAGAGUACUACACUGUGAGGGAGCCCGGAGAAAGCCCCAUCUUUUGGUAUUCUCCAGAGUCACUUACAGAAAGCAAGUUUUCGGUGGCUUCAGAUGUUUGGAGUUUUGGUGUGGUCCUCUAUGAACUUUUUACUUACUGUGACAAAGGCAACAGCCCACCUGCGGUGUUUAUGGAGCAGAUGGGAAAUGAAAAACAAGGACAGAUGAUCGUUUAUCAUUUGAUCGACCUGCUGAAACAAGGCUAUCGCUUGCCUGUGCCGGAUAAUUGUCCGAAGGAGAUGCAGCAGAUGAUGACCGAGUGCUGGAGCGGUGACCCGGGACACAGGCCCACUUUCCAAAUGCUGAUCCGCAGAGUGGAGACGGCACGAGACAACAUGGGCACGUGAGGCGCGUUCACCGGGGAAGUCUCGAUGUCGCGAUGAUGCAAACAAACUAUUCCGAUCACACCAGGCUGAUAUCCACUUACAAGUGAUGUGAGGACUUCAUAAACACUACACCUUGACUCCAAAGAACAUUUCCGACUGCCUUUAAAUAUUCUUUUUAUACAUGUUAUUCUAUAUGAGAAUUGUUUUUAAAGCUGGUCAUUUCUUUUGUAAAAUAUGGUUAUAUUGUACUUGUGUAUGAUGUGUAAUGUUUGCAUCCUUCCUUGGGUUUUAUGUUGUUCUUUUUUUACUUUUUUUACUUUUUUGUAACAAACAUCCCACCUGAUGAAAGCAAAACCUUGGCAAAGGCGAAAUUGUACAGUAAAUCCCGAAUGUAUUUAAGUGCUUCCCUUUUUCUUUAUGUUACAGGCUUAUUCCAAAAUACUUAUGUAUUUUUGUUACAUAUUUUUAAUACACAUCUUAAAAAAAAAAUUAAGAAAAAACCUUAGGAACUGCAAAGAGCAAAAGUGUGCCAAGCUCAUAGCAUAUUCAAAAAGAUUUGUGGCUGUAAUUGCCAUCUGUGAUUUCUUACGUUUUGUGUGCGUGUGUAUACAUUCCAAAAAUGAAUGUAACUUGUUUUUGAAUAAGGCAAAAACAACGAAAAGUGAAACAAGUGAAGCACGGUGUUUCCAGAUGCACUUUAAGUCUAAAAGGUUACUGGUCCAAUUAAAAUAAUGCUGUCUGUUAAA